AUGCCAAAAUUACAUUCUGCUCCAACGAAUAAUGAUGAGAAUGACUAUAUUCUAUCCAGAACUAAAGUUAAGGCGACUCAAUCUCAGCAGCAGCAACAACAACAGCAGCAGCAGCAGCAAUUACACCACCAUCACCACCAUCAUCAUCAUCAAUCAUAUAAGCAACCGAUGAUCCUUAGUGACCCAAUCAACUUUAUCCAAUCUUCGAGCCAGCAAUUCUCAUCCCAGGAACUUUUUGAAACUUCAACACAACAGUUCCCGCAACAGCAGCAACAACAACAACAACAACAAGAACUUGAAAAUGUACCACCUGCUUUCCCCAUCACAGCAAAUACAAAACACGUCUCGCUUUCUAAAUCGGCAUCUGCAAGAACAACAGUUGCAGCACCACCAACAACAACAUCAUCAUCAACAACAACACGACAAUACUUGGGCGACGUCUCAAAACAAUACAUUACUGGGCAUAUUGCACCACCACCACCACCACAACAACACCAACAAGAAGAAGAAGAAAAAGAACAACAGUUGCAGCAACAAUUCCAAAAUCAAACUCAUACUCAGAAUAAUCCUCAAGUAAAUCAGAGCAAAAGAAGGAAGCCAUUGGGAGGCGACCUCGCUCCCUUACAUAUUCAAAGUAGACUAACAAGACCUGUACCAAUUGCCGAAGAUGGCCCAUUACCAAAGAGAAACGCCACUGCUAAAAAUAAUAAAAGUAAUAAAAAUGGUAACGAUAAUAAUAACAACAGCAACAACACUUCUACCAAUACGAAAAUAACUUCUACAUUGCAUGGACAAAACUUAAUGGUUCCAUCGCGAUUACCUCAAAAGAGACAGGCUACUGAGUCGUCGACAAACUUGGUUGAAAAAUUGAAAGUGCCUCAACCACAAGAUUUGGCAGCUGCAACGUGUACAGGUACGGCAGCGGCCUUUGCUUCUGGCUCUGCCUUAGCUUCUGGUACUGCUUCUGGCACUAGUACUGGAAUUGCUAUUGGAAUUGCUACUGGUACAGGUGCUUGUAGUACCGCUGAUGGUACCGCAGCUACUUCAGCUUCAACAAUAUACAAGAGAUCUCGCUUGAUUGAUUAUGAAUGGCAGGACUUGGAUGAAGAGGAUCACGACGACCCACUCAUGGCUAGCGAAUACGUCAAUGAUAUAUUUACCUAUUUCUACGAAUUGGAAACGAGAAUGUUGCCCGAUCCAAACUAUAUCCAAACUCAAAAGAAUUUGAAACCCAAGAUGAGGUCUAUUUUAGUGGACUGGGUUGUGGAAAUGCAUCUCAAGUUUAGACUUUUGCCAGAGUCUCUUUAUUUAGCCAUCAACAUCAUGGAUAGAUUUAUGUCGCUUGAAAAUGUCGAGCUUGACAAAUUACAACUACUAGCCACAGGUUCUCUAUUCAUUGCUGCGAAAUAUGAAGAGGUUUUUUCUCCACUGGUGAAGAACUAUGCAUACUUUACUGAUGGCUCAUAUACCGAAGAAGAGAUUUUGCAAGCUGAAAAAUAUAUUCUUACUACAUUGAAUUUUGAUCUCAACUAUCCUAACCCAAUGAACUUUCUCCGAAGAAUUUCCAAGGCCGAUGACUAUGACGUGCAAUCGAGGACUUUGGGCAAAUAUCUCUUGGAAAUAACAAUUGUUGACCACAGAUUUAUAGGGAUGAAACCAUCAUUAUGCUCAGCGCUGGCUAUGUACUUGGCAAGACUAAUUUUGAAAAAAAUACCGGUUUGGAAUGGUAACUUGAUUCAUUAUAGUGGUGGUUACAGAAUCAAUGACAUGAAACAUUGCAUAGAGCUAUUAUACCAAUACUUGUUGCAACCAAUUGAACACGAAGAGUUUUUCAAGAAAUACGCAAUGAGAAAAUUCAUGAAGGCAAGUACCUUGUGCCAAAGCUGGGCAAAGAAGUUCAGGGCAGAAGGAAGGGACUUGUUUGAUGAACGAUUAUCAACCCAUCGAUUAACGAUUGAGAGUGAUAAUUCGUGA
This is a messenger RNA of Lodderomyces elongisporus, 1974 nucleotides long. It is a transcript of the gene CLB2, whose product is annotated as B-type cyclin. Gene Ontology annotation, cellular component: cyclin-dependent protein kinase holoenzyme complex; nucleus; cytoplasm. Bases 1 to 1974 code for a protein of 657 amino acids. NCBI's taxonomy places the organism in Eukaryota, Fungi, Ascomycota, Pichiomycetes, Serinales, Debaryomycetaceae. The record is from RefSeq and is a predicted model, not a curated record. Gene Ontology annotation, biological process: regulation of cyclin-dependent protein serine/threonine kinase activity; mitotic cell cycle phase transition. The transcript has a single exon. Gene Ontology annotation, molecular function: cyclin-dependent protein serine/threonine kinase regulator activity.